AAGGUCACUGUGCGGCGGCGGGUCUGGCUGGCGGCGGCGGCGCGGCGACGGCAGGCGGGAGCCGAGUGCCCCGGGUGCACGUGUGGAGAAGCGACGGUACCGGCGCGGCGGCGGGAACUCCCCCUAGCCCUUCCGGAGACCCCCGGGGGGGCCGUGCUCUGCUUCUGCGGCCUCCGUCACCUCCUCAACUCCCUUUCCUUAGGCGAGGAGGCCGGCUGGUGGGGUUGAGUGGCCCGAGGUGAGGGCGCGGAGAGCUCGGGGCGACGCGGACGACGGCGUGGAGAGCGGUGCUAACGACGGCCUCAACCGGAGGGGAAGAUGAAAGGUAGCCGGAUCGAGCUGGGAGAUGUGACACCACACAAUAUUAAGCAGUUGAAGAGACUAAACCAGGUCAUCUUCCCGGUCAGCUACAAUGACAAGUUCUACAAGGAUGUGCUGGAGGUUGGCGAGCUAGCAAAACUUGCCUAUUUCAAUGAUAUAGCUGUUGGUGCAGUAUGCUGCAGGGUGGAUCAUUCACAGAAUCAGAAGAGACUUUACAUCAUGACACUAGGAUGUCUAGCACCUUAUCGAAGACUAGGAAUAGGAACAAAAAUGUUAAAUCAUGUCUUAAACAUCUGUGAAAAAGAUGGCACUUUUGACAACAUCUAUCUGCAUGUCCAGAUCAGUAAUGAGUCAGCAAUCGAUUUCUACAGGAAGUUUGGCUUUGAGAUUAUUGAGACAAAGAAGAACUACUAUAAGAGGAUAGAGCCUGCAGAUGCUCACGUGCUUCAGAAAAACCUCAAAGUCCCCUCUCAGAACGCAGAUAUGCACAAGACAGACAACUAAACAAAUUUCAUAUGAACUUCUUGCACUUGCUUGUCGCCAAAUAAAAGAGGCCCAUUGAUUUCCCCUCCCCCUCCUUAAGCUUUCUCCCUCAUUCUUGUUUUCCUUGCUUUUCUUUCCUCUAAAAGUUUAAUACUUUCACAGACUUUUUUUAAAAAUCAUGUUUGGAUUGUUGCAGUUCUCAUUUUUGUGAGGUGGUUGGAUUGAAAGAAGAAGGUAGGUCUGUUUUGUUUAAGUUAAUAAGAUGUACUGUCCCAAAACGUUAAGUAUCAGAUGAUUUGGAAAUUUUUAGCUGAUUUUAUGUCCUGCUUUCAUAUUGAAGGUCAGAGCCUACAAAUACUGUUAAUCUCAAAAGAUCAAAAGAAGCAGUAGCAAUAUCUUAUUUUCUAAUUCAUAGACAAGUUUAGUGUGUUUGUGGUACUUUUGGACUUAAUUUUAGGGAAUGCUAAUUCCUAGACAUUGCCUUCACUUCAUCUUUAGUCCUUCUGAGCUCUCUCAGGAGUUGGACCAUUUGUAAUCCUUGUAAGAAAUUAUAAGCUUACUUAGCUUUUCAGAGCAAUUUUUUUUCCCCUCUCUAAUGGGUGGAACCGUUUGGGGUAGGUAGUGUUAUAUUUUUAUCUAAGUGUUUGGUUAAAUUGCUUUUUCAAUAGUAGACUGGUUGUUAGCAGGUUUAUUUUUCUUGCUGUUCUGAUUGUUCCUAGAGGCAUUAACUUUUGGAGUGUAGGCUGGUGAGAUUAAUUUUUUUAAUAUGCCAGCCAGAGUUAUGGCCUUUAACUGACCUGAAGAAAUUUAAUUUUAAUAGACUUUUUCUUGUAUUUUUGUUUCAAUAGGCCCAACAAUAGUCUAACCUUAAAAUUGGAGUUGAUGUCAUUGUAGGUCAGUUCCUCAAAUAAGCACCUGUUUUCUCGGACAUUGAAAAAUAUCUAAAGAAAGCUUAGGUAGACUUGUUGCACAAUAAAAUACAUUUAUUGUGAACUAAUGUGGGCUGUUAAAAGUGUGGCCACUGAGUGCUUAGUUAUAUAGGAAAGACUAGACAGUAUUUUUAAGAAUAACAUAGCUAUGCUGUUGCAUUUCUGUUGGAGCACAUCCCAGAUUUGCUUAUACUCUUGUGCCUAUAAUAUUGAAUUUAAGAAUUUGGAAUAAGAGGAAUGGUUAGUUAAACUAAUUGCUUCUAUUCUUGGAGAGGUUAGAAGUAUAAAGUGUUAAUAAUGCAAAUAUCACUGUGAUCUCCUGUAUUGACAGUUCUGGUUUGUGGCAGACCAUUUUCUGGCAUGUAGGAAUCUUUGACAAGUUGAUAAUUUUUUGUAAGGUGAGAGAUGUCUGAAUUACUCAUAUUUUCAGCCCAUUGUCCCAUUGCUAAUAUUUAGAAGAUUUUAGAUUGUCAGUAGUGAUGGUUCAAGAAAUGUCUCAUUAGACUUUGAAACAAUACACAGGGCUUGUCAUUUGACUUUAAAAGGCAGUUUGAUUCUUGAUAUUUAUCCUCUUAUGUAAAAUUCUGGGAUAAAAGACUCAUUUAUGAGUAGUUAAGGAACAGAAUUAUUUUACAAAGUGUUUGUGUACACUUUUAACCUUAAGUUUUUGUUGAGAAUGUGUAAGUGCAAAGUAAAAUAGACUUCAACAGUCUUGAGUGCCAAGAAAAGAGAGGAAGGAAUAUAGUUGCUGAGUUUUAUAGGGUUGUAAUCUUAAGAUAGUAAAAAUGUAGAAUGACCACACUGGUUUCUUGGGUAUUAGUUUUUUGAAAAGUCUAAAUCUAAGCUUAGAAGACAAUUUAGCAUUAAGCACCUUUACCUUUAUGGAUAAGCUUCAGCUUGCUCUUGCCAAGAGAAGUGUGCUUGAGUUACAGAAAACAUAAUUAGUUUGAAGAAAUCAGCCUUUUUGUAUGUAAACUUCCAGAUAUCAAAAUAGAUUUUGAUAUAUAAAUGAGUUUUCUGAGAUGACACUGCCUCUGUUUCUAUAACCCUUUCACCUGGACUAUCUAAGCAGUCCUAUGAAUGUAUUCCUAAGUGUGGUUAUUGAAAACCGAAUAGCUGCCUCAUGAAAUUAAAUACAUGUUAUGUAAAGAGGGGAAAUAUUAAAGUUUGAAUUGAUUGUGUAGGCUCCCUAUUAUUAUAGUUUCUUUUUCCACACUAGUGAAUGACACAACCUAAAUUUAAGUGUGUAUAAUGGGUUAAUUGUCCUACAUCAAACUUGUAUUGAAUAAUUCCAUCUACUUACAGAAGAGAAGGAUAUGGAAGAGGUAGAACCUGGGCACUAGUAUAUGCCUGUGAAUCAGUAAAGACAGAAAGUAGUGCUCCUUGUUAAAUUGUUAUUUUGAUAUGUAAUAAUCUUUGAGGUAAAACAGUUCUGUUAACUGGAGGAUAAUUGAUUAUGUCAUAUUUUUCAGGACAGAUAGUUUAUACUGGGGCAAAUAGGUUAAAAUUGAACUGUAUGGUAUUUGCAUUUAGGUUCUAAAGAGAAGAAUCUGUAGAGAAAUCUAUGCAAUAUAUAAUUUGUCCAGAUUAGUUUUCAUUUGGGGAAAGGAAUUCUGAAGUAUCUCUAAAGCAGUUUUUACUUGCCAACUGAAAAUCCUCCAAGCAGAGAAGUGUUGGGAAACUAUGGAGUGUGGUGGUGGAAAAGAAAAGAUCCCUCAGUUUUUGGAGGGAAUAACUUUAAAAAACUUAAAUGGCUAAGUUUACUUGGUGCAGUUAAGAAUUAAAUUUGUCAAUUUUAACAUUGCUGUUACAUCUAAAAUAAACUUAUGUGAUGUUCUGGUAGUGAUCUGUGAUGUAUAUAAAUGUCAGGGAAAAAAUCUGAAUUGUGCUGAAUCCUGCAGUGUACAACUAUACAUAGUCAUUUUCUACCAUUUUGCUAUUUUCAUAGUUCUCAGGAUCUAAAUUUAAAGCUCAUAAAAAACAGUGCUGGUGUAAAAAAGGCAUGGUAAUACAAAUCUCUUGGAACUUGAUAAAUUGCACAAAGUCUUGUGGUGUGAUCCCAGUGAAAGAAAAGGUAAAGUCUAGGAAAUAAACCUGCUGUAUUAUGAAUGUAAUUGUUAAAAAGUUACAUUCACAUUAGGCUGCAGGCUAUUUAAUGUGUAUUGACUAUUAAUGUAUUGAGAUUUUUUUUGUAGUGAGGAAGGAGUACUUGGGUGAGUCUGCAUUCAUUUCUUCCCCACCCUUUCCCCUUGACUAACAUCAAACAAACAUGAAUUGAAAUUGUAUCUGUAUGGAAUAUAGCUGAAUCAUAAGAGUGCUUGCAUAUUUUGUACAGUGUCCUGGGUUUGAUCCACAGCAUUUCAGAACAAGAAAAGAAAAAAAUUAUUUUGUAAAAGGCAACCAACCAUCUGUUACACUUUAUUGAUCAUUACAUUAAGAAUUAAGCAUAAAUUAAUGCUUAAAAUUUACAAUCAAAAAGUUCUUAUUAAGGGAUUUAUUUCAUUCAAAAAAAUGGUUAAUCUGUGCCUGGUAUGUCUUAUUUAUCACAGCACUCCAAAAUUUAGUAGUUUGAAACAAGAAACAUGUUUAGAAUCUACAUGCAGCUUACCUGGUGUUUCUAACUUAUGAUCUCAUAAAUUUCUAGUAAAACUGACAGUUGCAUCAUCUUGAAGGCUUGAUAAGAACUGGACCCACCACUGGGACUCAUUCAUAUGACUUCAGUUCCUUACUAAGUGGGCCUCUGUAAGGGCUGCCUUAUAUCUGACAUCCUGUACAAGUGAUCUAUGAGAAUGCUAAGCAGAAGCCAACUUCCUUGUAACAAAACCUUUCAAUCAGAGUUUUACUUGGAAAGUGAGUAAAUAAUAUGAAGCAGUUGCUAAAUAGUCUAAACAGUUUUGUGAUGGGGGACUUGAACUCAGCCUAGACACUUGUUCCUUUCUCAACUAUCAUUUAAAUCUUGAAAAAUAACUGCCUUCUUAUAUUCAUAUGAAAGCUUAAAUCCAACAUGGGAAAAUUCUCUACUGGGCAUAAUAUCUUGAAGUUUCUGAACUUUGGCCUAGAUAUUUAUUUACUGCCCUCAAAAACAUGACAUCUGAACUCGAAGGAGGUAAGUCUAUUAAAGAUUGUGUUAUAUUAUUGUA
Molecule: messenger RNA, 4873 nt
Organism: Dipodomys ordii (Ord's kangaroo rat)
Lineage: Eukaryota; Metazoa; Chordata; Mammalia; Rodentia; Heteromyidae
Gene: Naa50
Product: N(alpha)-acetyltransferase 50, NatE catalytic subunit
Exons: 5
Coding region: 319-825 (168 amino acids)
Biological process (GO): mitotic sister chromatid cohesion
Cellular component (GO): NatA complex
Molecular function (GO): acyltransferase activity, transferring groups other than amino-acyl groups
Source: RefSeq, a predicted model, not a curated record